AUGUCAUCAGCUUCGACCGAAAAACAACCAUAUGCCGACGAAGUCGUGCGAGGAGGAUAUGCAAAGAUAUUCGAGGGCCAUACAGUCUUCCUCACCGGAUGUACUGGGUGCUUAGGAGGUUGUCUCCUGUACAAGCUAGCUUUGCAACUGCCAACUCGCAAGAUUUUUGUCUUGGUUCGAGGGAACUCCCAACUCGCUAUUGGAAAAUUGAGAGAAUCGAUGCCAAAUCAUGCACAAGCUAUUUUAUCCACAAAGAAAGUCGAGUUUGUGGUUGGAGAUAUAAAAAUGGUGGACUUUGGAAUUGAAACUACUAUCCUUCGACAACUUCAAGAUCAAGUUACGCUGGUCAUUCAUACUGCAGCCAAGAUCAAGCUUGAAGGUCCUAUUCGUGAUGCACUGGAAAGCAAUUGCCUCCCUGCGCUAGAAAUGGCACGGAUUGCUUCUGAAUUCCGGCGACUGAAACUCCUCAUCCAGCUCUCUACAUCAUAUGUCAAUAGUCAUCUUCCCGAUGGCCCAGUUUUAGAGCGGAUAUAUCAAUUGGGAGGUGAAGAAGAUCCGGAGGAAGAGCUGGCAUCCAUGUUGACGCUGGGCACAUCGCCGCACGCGGGCAAAUUCUCGUCUACUUACACCCAAGCCAAACAUAUCAUGGAACGUCUACUACUCAGUCGUUUCCCUCUUCUUCCAAUUCUACUGUUGCGGCCAACAAUCUUCGGUCCUGCAUUUAGGCACCCCUACUCGCUAUAUGGAUCGGAGGACUCCACGCCUCUCACCAAGUUUACCAGGCUCUGGUUCUCCGAUCGUGGUACCACACAAGUUUGGCAUGCCACGGAAGGCUAUAAAACAGGCACCAAUAUCCUGGACGAGAUCCCCGUGGACCUCGUAGCAAACGCGUGCCUAUUGCACGCGGCAGCACGGACGACGGGCAUUGUCCAGGUUGGUUCCCAGCUCUAUCACCCGAUUACCUUCGAUGAGGUCUUCCGACUGGGCCUGGAGAAUGCCACACCUGCAGCCCAGCGAGAGUUCCCAAAGAUCAUCUUCUCCGAAGAUCACAGCACACCGCAGUGCUUUCUUGCUGAGUUGAUUCAAGUAGGUACUCGCAACUGGCUGUUCGAUUGCGGGCGGUCCUACUGGCUCAAACAGGUGAGCGGACCAUUGAGCAUGCAGGUGUGCAAACAUGAGGCAGAUGCUUUUAAUUUGAUACGAACUCACGAUGGCCUCGGGACUGGAAAGGAGAAAGCGCGGAUGUGA
Molecule: messenger RNA, 1248 nt
Organism: Penicillium samsonianum
Lineage: Eukaryota; Fungi; Ascomycota; Eurotiomycetes; Eurotiales; Aspergillaceae
Exons: 1
Coding region: 1-1248 (415 amino acids)
Biological process (GO): long-chain fatty-acyl-CoA metabolic process
Cellular component (GO): peroxisome
Molecular function (GO): alcohol-forming very long-chain fatty acyl-CoA reductase (NADP+) activity
Source: RefSeq, a predicted model, not a curated record